AUGGAUUUCUCCAAAAUUCAUAUUAUUAGGCAGAUUACAUGCUCUGAUGCGUCCUCGAUAUUUGAGGUAGAUCUGGAUGGACAAAAGUAUGCAUUGAAGGUUUUCCAUGACAACGGCGACCCUGGAUUUACCGAGAACGGCCGUGAUUUGAACCGAUUUCGCUGCGAAUUCAAUGCAUAUAAGAAGCUCCUCACCUCUGAUGUCUGCGCGCGCGGUUACGUUCCAAAAUUCUACGGCUGCAUCAAUCGAAUGGAUCCCGCAGCAUUCCAUCCUGCCUUGCAACAUUUUGCCCAAGACAAGCUACAGCCGAGAGCAAUAUUGCUAGAGUACCUUGAAAAUGCAAAGAGUUUAAACUGCGUGAACUACGCGGAUGCACUCUAUCCCCAGGCAAUCGAGGGCAUGAAGGAGAUACACAUUGCCGGCGUUCACCACCGAGACAUCUACCCCAAAAACCUUCUCCUCAUUCGUGGAAACCCUGAUAGGCUAGUCUGGAUUGACUUUGAUGUUGCGACGACCUUUACCGACUUUGGACCUGAACAGCUGACCCGGUGUGACCACGAAAUUGCGCUUGUGAAGGGGUUUGGGGGAAGCAUUGGUAAUGGCUCCGUUUCUCGCUAUGUUAGAAGCGUUUGGCUUGCUGGCUGA
This is a messenger RNA of Talaromyces rugulosus, 645 nucleotides long. RefSeq lists its product as uncharacterized. The coding region runs from base 1 to 645 and encodes 214 amino acids. Gene Ontology annotation, biological process: protein phosphorylation. Gene Ontology annotation, molecular function: ATP binding; protein kinase activity. The transcript has a single exon. The record is from RefSeq and is a predicted model, not a curated record. NCBI's taxonomy places the organism in Eukaryota, Fungi, Ascomycota, Eurotiomycetes, Eurotiales, Trichocomaceae.